AUGAGUUCCUCACGGUCUACACCCACGACCAGCAUAUCUCAAAUUGCUGGAGUGAGAAAGAACAGAGCCAAGAAGGCGCCUGAACCAGACGUCAUACUCCAAGCACCAUUGAGCGUCUUGACCAAAGACUCGGAGACACCUUUGAGAGACAUGGAGGCCUGGGUCAACAGAUCGGUGGAAAACAGGCGUGCCGAGGUGACCAAAGCCAACAAGAUCGCAAGGCCGAUGAACAGGUUCAUGCUAUACCGAUCCGCUUACGCCGAGCGCACCAAAAAAUGGUGUGAUCAGAACAACCACCAGAUUGUGUCAAAGGUUACUGGUCAAAGCUGGAAAAAGCUAGAGCCGAAGGAAAUCAAGGACUACUACGACCGGUUGGCGACGAUUGAGAGAGAGAACCACCAGCGGGCAUUUCCAGAGUACAAGUUUGCACCC
This is a messenger RNA of Aureobasidium namibiae CBS 147.97, 432 nucleotides long. RefSeq lists its product as uncharacterized. Lineage: Eukaryota; Fungi; Ascomycota; Dothideomycetes; Dothideales; Saccotheciaceae. Gene Ontology annotation, biological process: regulation of transcription by RNA polymerase II. Gene Ontology annotation, molecular function: DNA-binding transcription factor activity, RNA polymerase II-specific; RNA polymerase II cis-regulatory region sequence-specific DNA binding. The annotation marks the transcript as partial. The transcript has a single exon. Gene Ontology annotation, cellular component: nucleus. The record is from RefSeq and is a predicted model, not a curated record.